AUGACCUACUCAGAGGUCAUGGCAAAGGCGGUCGCUGGCGUGCGGUUACGGGAUGUCGGGGUAACCGGCAUCCGGUACCGCAAGGGGCAGACCGGGUCCUCCAUUUUGGAGAUCCCGGGCCCGGACAGCGCUGCCGGGGCGGACCGCCUGGCCGGUCGCCUGGCGGAGCUGUUCGCCGGCACGGACGUGAGGGUGUCCAGGCCGAUUAAAUCCGCCGAGGCGCGGGUUAGCGGCCUGGACGAAUCCGUCACGGCCGACGGCGUGGCGGCGGCAGUUGCCGCGGUAACCGGGUGCCCGGUGGACAGGGUCCAAACCGGCAUCAUCCGGCGUUCCGGGUCGGGGCUGGGCACCGUCUGGCUCCGCUGCCCGGCGGCUGCCAUGAAGGCCCUCCUGGCGACUGGCCGCCUGCUCGUCGGCUGGUCGUUCGCCCGAGUGGAGGCCUUGCCCGCGCGAGCCCUCCGAUGCUUCAGGUGCCUGGAGCUCGGGCACGUGCGGCAGAAAUGCCCCUCGAGGCGGACCGCGGGGACCGGUGCUACAGCCAACCUCAACGACUCGGCCAGGGCGCAGGACUUAUUUAUCCACUGCCUGGCCGAGUUAGGUGUGGGGUUGGCGGUCGCCGCGGUGCCAUACCGCGUCGCCGACCGCCCGAACUGGGUGGCCGACGCGUUGGGCUCCGUGGUGAUAGUGGGCAGCGACACCGCGGCCCUCCGCGUGUUCGCCCGCGGCGACGGGUUCGUCGGGGCGGAGUGCGGCGGCCUGGCCCUGAUCGGGGUCUACGCCCCUCCGAGUGCCCCCCUCGCGGCGUUCGAGUGGCUGCUGGACGGGAUCCGGGACGCAUUGUCCCGCUCUCCAGUAGCCCGAAUGCUCGUGCUGGGCGACUUCAACGCCAAGUCCACGGCGUGGGGUGGCCCGGCAACGGACGCGAGGGUUCGGGCGGUGCUGGAGUGGGCGACGCCAGCCGCCUCGCGUCUCGUGUCGGGAUGGGGGGUAGCGGAGGAGGUGGAGUCCCUUAGUGACCACCUCUACAUCCUUAUGGAUGUCUCCGCUGCCCCUCGGUACCAUCCCGCUCGCGGACCCGCGCCGGGCCGACCGCCGCGCAGAUGGGCGCUGAAGCGCUUGGAGAAGGACGCCCUGAUGGCGGCCGCCCUCGCCGCGUCCUGGCCGGAUGCCCCGGCUGGACCGGUCGCGGACGUCGAUCAGGAAGCUGACUGGUUUCGGGAGUCAUUGACGGCGGCGUGCGACGCCGCCAUGCCCCGAGCCAGGAAGCUAUCGAGGCGGGCUGCAUACUCGUGGAGCGACGAGAUUGCCGCGUUGCGUGCUACAUGCAGCGCGGCGCGACGUCGCUUCACGAAGGCCCGCCGGAGACGGAACCGCGACCCGGCAAGGGAGGCGGCGCUGUAUGAAGUCUACCGAGAGGCCACGGUGGACCUCCAGCGCGCCAUCAGGAGGGCCAAGGCGAGCGCCUGGGGAGAGCUCCUCCGGACUCUGGACAAGGAUCCAUGGGGGCGGCCCUACCGCAUUGUGCUGGGCUGCAUGCGCCCGGCCGCCCCCCCUGUCACGGAGUCCCUCGACCCCCCCGUUCUGGAGCGUAUCGUGGAUACCCUCUUUCCUGUAGAUCCGGAGGAGGGUCCGCGGCCGCUCCUGCCGGCGGAGGCCAGUAACUGGUCCGCCGGCCUGGGGGUCACCGAGGAGGAGCUCUGGAUGGCCGUCGGGCGAAUCGUGGCCAGGAAUACGGCACCAGGGCCCGACGGCAUCCCUGGGCGGGCGCUCGCUUUGGCGCUGCGCGUCCUGGGUACCCAGCUCAGGCGGCUGUUCGACGGCUGCCUAGAGUGGAUCGAGUACCCUGGCAGAGGCGUGGUGCCGAUGCGUCGGAGGGCCAGCCGAGGCGUGCCCCAGGGGUCCGUUUUAGGACCCCUGUUAUGGAACUUUGGGUACGACUCGGUGUUGCGCGGGCUCCUCCCACCCGGUGUCUUUGUGGUCUGCUACGCAGACGACACAUUGAUCAUCGCGGUGGGUCGGGAUGGGACCAGGGUCCACAGGCUGGCGGAACUAGCGGCCGCGAUCGUGGUCGCGAGGAUCCAGGCUCUGGGGCUUCGGAUCUCGCCGCAAAAGACGGAG
Molecule: messenger RNA, 2118 nt
Organism: Hylaeus volcanicus
Lineage: Eukaryota; Metazoa; Arthropoda; Insecta; Hymenoptera; Colletidae
Exons: 3
Molecular function (GO): nucleic acid binding; zinc ion binding; catalytic activity
Source: RefSeq, a predicted model, not a curated record